Messenger RNA from Paramecium tetraurelia, 708 nucleotides. RefSeq lists its product as uncharacterized. The record is from RefSeq and is a predicted model, not a curated record. Lineage: Eukaryota; Ciliophora; Oligohymenophorea; Peniculida; Parameciidae. The transcript has a single exon.
AUGAUUGAAUAUAAUUAUUUAAGAUUUCUAUCAUUACCAAAUUUUUUUGGGUUCUAGUAAUUAAAAUAAAACUCAAUAGUUAUUUCAAAUAGGGAUCUUCUUCUUUAAGCAAAAGAAAGUACAGAUGUUGCGAUAAUCUUUGAGAAUAGUCUUUCAUACUUUAUUAUAAUAAUUAUCCUUAUUAGUCAGUGUUCUUGCCAUCUACUUAUUAUAAAUUAUGAAAAUUUAUCAAAGAUGAAAAAUAGAAUUUCUUCAAAUACUCUAAAAAACUGUUUUUUAGUUAUUCAUCACAAUCAAUUCUCUGAUUUUAAUUGGAUAACAUGUACUAAAUAAAAUAACCUAUUGAGUACGUACAGACUGAAUAAACUAUUAAUUUUCAUUCGAUAGCAUUUGCUACAAACGAGUCUAAAUAUACUAAUAUUCUUAUUUUGCUACUUGAAACUAUACUUCCUAGUCAGUAUUGUUGUACUUUUGUUCUAAUUCUUUUAUAAAUUGAUUGGAUUAUUGCUGUUCUUCAACAAUCAAAAAUUGUUUGAAUUAUUAAAGUUGUUUUAUUUUAUUUUGUAAUUUCUCGACAGCCAUCACUUCUGCAUAUGUUUUGGCUGUUCUCUCAAGCUUAUUAUAGAGUAGAAUAUUAAUCAAUGGUUGACAAGGUUGUUCCUAAAUCUAUUGCUCAUCUUUCUUCCUAUAUUAUUUUUUAUUUUAUGA